CAGCACAUUCCAAAGUCAAUUCAUCUCCUCGGCCGGAUCGAGUCCCUCUUACGUGUCGCCUCGCCUUACGUGGAAGAACAAAAAAACUCUAUAACAUGUCGAGCCAACCACUUCUCCAGAUAGCACCUGGCAAACGGAUUGCCCUACCUACUCGAGUCGAGCCCAAGGUAUUCUUCGCCAACGAGCGCACAUUUCUCUCAUGGCUCAACUUUACCGUCAUCCUCGGCGCCCUUGCCAUUGGCAUGCUUAACUUUGGCGACCGCCCCGCUUUCAUCUCCGCCUUCCUAUUUACCGGCGUGGGCAUGCUCACCAUGAUAUAUGCUCUUUUCACAUAUCAUUGGCGCGCCAGAUCGAUACGAGUGAAGGGCCAGGCCGGCUUCGACGAUCGCUUCGGCCCGACCGUCUUAGCCAUCAUUCUAUUACUGGCCGUCAUCGUGAAUUUCGUUUUGCGCAUAACUUAUACCAGCACCGAGGGUGGCAAGAAACACUAGGACUGAAUCGAGCCGCCGGAGGAACGGGUGAUCCACAGAUGAGGCUGCCAUUGUUACAGUUAUCGUGCGACGUUGGCGCCGACAGUUCGAACGAUGAGAAUUAAAUAUUUGUUGAAUGGCCCUCAAAAACAGAUUGUCAGACGAAAGAGGAUGCAUAUGUUAGCAACAAUGAGUAGGACGUUGUGGGUGUUGUGAGCCGAGGAAAACGCAUUGUACAAAAAGCCCCAACGACGGGAGUUUUGCAACCAUAGGAACUACC
This is a messenger RNA of Xylaria bambusicola, 750 nucleotides long. RefSeq lists its product as uncharacterized. The coding region runs from base 96 to 491 and encodes 131 amino acids. NCBI's taxonomy places the organism in Eukaryota, Fungi, Ascomycota, Sordariomycetes, Xylariales, Xylariaceae. The record is from RefSeq and is a predicted model, not a curated record. Gene Ontology annotation, cellular component: vacuolar transporter chaperone complex; fungal-type vacuole membrane. The transcript is spliced from 2 exons.